Messenger RNA from Wickerhamiella sorbophila, 2685 nucleotides. Its product is annotated as Importin subunit beta-2. Gene Ontology annotation, molecular function: nuclear import signal receptor activity. The coding region runs from base 1 to 2685 and encodes 894 amino acids. Gene Ontology annotation, cellular component: nucleus; cytoplasm. The transcript has a single exon. NCBI's taxonomy places the organism in Eukaryota, Fungi, Ascomycota, Dipodascomycetes, Dipodascales, Trichomonascaceae. Gene Ontology annotation, biological process: protein import into nucleus. The record is from RefSeq and is a predicted model, not a curated record.
AUGGCAUCGUGGAGCCCUGAAGAAAACAUCGUAGGGCAGCUGGCUACAAUCCUCUCACAGGCUGCUUCGCCAUCGCGUGCUGCGCGAGACCAGGCAAAAAUAGCCAUGGAGGAGGCUAGUAGCCACCCCGAUAUCAACAACUACCUCGUAUACCUGUUAGUUACCAAGGAGGCCCAGGUCCCCACAAAUAUUCGAGCCACGGCCGGCUUGGUGUUAAAAAACACACUGAGAAACAGCAUCGACCGACUAGGCUACGUGAAAGAGGAAAUCGUCAAGGGGCUUGUCGACCCAGACCAUAUGAUCCGGAACGUCGCCUCGAUCGUGGUUACGUCCGUUCUCUCGCUCGUCAAGAUUGGCGGGUGGCCAGAGAUCCUCGGCCAGCUCCUCCAGCUCAUUGAGUCGUCCUCCAUCGAUGCGCAGGAAGGUGCCAUUUAUGCACUGGCCCGUAUCUGCGAGGAUAGCGCGGCUGAGCUCGAUACCGACCACACUGGCAGAGGCGACCGCCCCACCAACACUUUGAUCCCUACCUUGAUCACUGUUUGCUCGUCACAAUCACCAAAGAUACGUGGACAGGCUAUUUUCUGUUUAAUCCAAUUUAUACCGCUGCAGAGCCAGGCCUUCUUGGCUCAUAUCGACGAGUUCAUGCAGGCCCUGUUUACUCUGGCCAACGAUUCCGAUUCCAAAAUCCGCAGCAACAUUGCCCGCGCUUUCAAGGCUCUCUUCGAAGUUCGUGCUGAUAAGAUUAUUCCUCACAUGGACGGUGUGGUGAGCUUUUGUCUGCACUGUAUCAAGGACGACGACGACGAAGUUGCUUUGGAGGGAGCUGAGUUCAUUCUGACCAUGGCAGACAGCCCUCUCGAGCCUGAGCUUGUUCGCCAUCAUUUGCCUAAUAUCAUCCCCGUCAUUCUUAGCACGAUGGUCUACUCCGACAUGGAUAUCAUGCUUCUCGACAGUCUUGAUGAAGACAACGAGAACGUCGCUGACCGGGCUGAGGACAUCAAGCCUGUCCACAUAAAACAAAAAGAAGGUCACCAGGCAAAGUCAAAGAGAGGUGGUGAUGAGGACGACGAGGACGACGAGGACAAUGAAGAUCCAGAGGAUAUUCUCAGCACGUGGAAUUUGCGCAAGUGCUCGGCGGCGGCUUUGGACACGUUUGCUGGCAAGUAUGCCACGCUGGUCUUGCAAAUUGCCCAGCCACAUCUGCUUGAGCGAGUAAACUCAAGUGAGUGGCAAAUCCGCGAGUCUGGUGUACUUGCAUUCGGUGCUAUUGCCCAGGGCUGCCAAGUUCAAGGCGAGGCCAUGUUCGUCCCCGAGCUCGUUCCCUUCUUGAUCAAAAUGCUCUCUGACGAGCAUGCUCCCAUUCGUGAAAUGGCCUGUUGGACGCUCAGUCGCUAUGUUGAACCUGUUUGCGAAAGCCAAGAACUCUUCAAUCCAGUUUUCCACGGUGUGCUUGCUUGCUCAUUGGAUCGAAACAAAAAGGUGCAGGAGGCUGGCUGCAAUGCUCUUUCUGUUAUUGCAGAGUAUGCUGGUAGCAUGUUACUUCCAUAUGCAAAGCCUCUUUGCUACCAUUUCCAACAGUGCUUCCAAAAGUACCAGCUGCGAUCGAUGCUGACGCUGUACGAGUGUAUACAGUCAGUUGUCAUUGCCAUUUCACCUGCAAUGACAGACCCAGAAAUCCUGGAGAUUUUGAUGGCUCCUAUCGUCAGUCGCUGGCAAACCCAUGACGAUACCGACAUCGAGCUGCUUCCCCUGCUUUCGUGUAUUGCUGCCGUUGCGGCCAAUGCUCGCGAGAGCUUCGCUCCUUAUGCAUCAGUUGUGUUUGAGCGCAGUGCUAAAAUUGUCCACCAGAUUUUCGUCAUGGAGGAACGAUUCAAACAGGACCCUGUCAACUGUGAAGCACCAGAGCUGGACUUUGCUGUGUGCGGUAUCGAUGUUGUUGAUGGUCUUGUUCAGGGUCUGCAAAGUAAAGUGGUUCCUCUGCUCAACACAUGCCAAAAUCCUUCAUUCAUGGAUCUCGUAAUGGCAAGUUUGCAGUGCGACAUGAUGGAGGUUAGACAGUCUGGAUAUGCACUCAUAGGUGACAUGGCCAUUUACUGCGUGGACGAACUCCGACCCCACUUGGCCAAGCUGGUACCUGAGGCCAUCAGUCAAAUCGAAGUCUCAGAGCAGAUUGCCGACGCAGUUUGCAACAAUUCCAUGUGGGCUCUUGGUGAGCUUUCACUACAAGUUGGCCGCGACUUGGUUCCGUACUUUACCGAUUUGUUCCAAAGACUCGGUACUGUGUUGAUGAACCAGUCGGCGGCAUAUACCCUGAUGGAGAACGCUGCCAUCACUAUUGGCCGCAUGGGCAUCUCUAUGAGCGCAGAGAUUGCCCCCCAUUUGGGUAUUUUUAUUGAAAACUGGCUCAUGGUCAUGACAGAUGUGGAAGAAACCAACGAAAAAGAUACAGCGUUCCAGGGGUUGUGUAUCGUAAUUGGAUCCAACCCGGGAGCUCUGUCGGGUCAAGAACAGCUAGGUCGCCUUUUAAGAUCAUUCGCAUACUACUAUACCCCCAGUCCUGAUCUUAAAAAGCUCAUUUCUGAGGUUAUCAACGGUUAUCGCGCCCAUGUGUCAAACUUCGACGAGGUUUUGAAACUCCUAGGCCAGGACAUUGUAUAUCAGCUGCAAUCUGAAUAUGGCAUUUGA